CAUGAGUAAAAUACCGGCCCCAAGUCUUAUCCAACGAAACCGAAAACAGAAAGAAACGGGGCUGGACCCUGUCGACGCGGCAACCUGAAACCCAACCCCACGCGACGGCCCCGUACAGAAUCGAAGCUCCCGAAAUUUAAUUAUUUAAUUUUUUGCCCAAAAAUGCAGGAAAAGUUUGCUAAGCUUUCCCUCGCAUUUCUCGCACAGCAUUUAAAUGGACACAUAAUUUUUCCAUUUAUAUGAUUUUCGGGUGUUAAUUUUUCGACUAUAUAAUUUGGUUUUUAAUUCUCCCAAAAACCCACUUUCUUGGACUCUGUCUUUAUCGCUUCCUUUCUCUCUCCAACUCUCUUGGAGCAAAAUGCAAAUAGCAGCAGAAGUAGUACUGGGGGUGUCACCAAUGGAGGGAGAGGAAAGCGUGUUCAUCGACCUGUACACGAAGGACCCUGCUGAAAGCACAGGAAGCGGCGGCGAGGGGAAGGGAGCUGCGGCGGGGAAGGCCAGCUCCGCCUUCAAAUUCGACCCCAGCUUUCUGAUUGACCCGAGCUGCAUCAAGAUUGGUUCUGUGCUCGGAGAAGGGCGUGGAGCUAUUGUUUAUGAGGGAUUGUGGGUCCCAUUAACACUUUUCUUCUCUGUAUCUGUUUGCUUUGUGUUAUUUUUAUCCUUGGGUUUUUUGCUUCUUGAUUUAGGUUGCUCACAUUGUUUGUAUGUUCUUGAAUUGUGGUGCUUUUUUCGGUGCUGGUUUGUUUGAGUUGGUGUUUGUGCUUUGCUUUGGUGUUUGAGUUGUGUUAGUCUUCAAAAUCGGGGGGUUUUUUUUCUUUCGUUAAACCCUUUUGAGGGUUUAUGAUGAUUUCUGGGUUUAUGGUGGCAAGUGUUGAUUUUUAUUUCACUGAACACUAUCUAUAUCAGGAUUUCUUUUUCCAUCCCUGGCAAAGGAUCAAACUUGAAAAAUUUCCGGCUUAGCGAAUGUGGGAAGAGCCCUUUCAAAAAAAAAACCUUCAUUUUUGCAGGUACCAAUCCAAGCCUGUUGCUGUAAAAAUUAUACGGCCACCCAAAACAAAAUAUGUUAGUCUUGAUCGUCAAGAAAAGUUUCAUCGGGAAGUGUCAAUGCUUUCGAAGGUGAAGCAUGACAAUAUUGUCAAGUUCGUAGGCGCAUGCUUUGAACCUUCGAUGAUAAUUCUUACUGAGCUUCUGAGAGGAGGUAACCUCCAGAAGUACCUAUGGGAAAGGCGCCCCGGAACACCUGAUCUCAAGUGUUCAAUAAGUUUUGCAAUGGAUGUCUGUCGAGCUAUGGAAUACUUGCAUGCAAAUGGCAUUAUCCACCGUGACCUGAAACCAGCCAACCUGCUUCUUACAGAAGACCUGAACAUGAUAAAGGUGGCCGACUUCGGCCACGCUAGAGAAGAAAUAUCCGGGGCCAUGACCUCGGAGGCGGGCACUUACAGAUGGAUGGCUCCUGAGCUAUUCAGCACAGAGCCAGUUCCAAAAGGAUCAAAGAAGGAAUACGAUCACAAGGCUGACGUGUACAGCUUCUCGAUAGUUCUAUGGGAACUGAUAAUAAACCAAACUCCUUUCUCCGGACGGACUAAUAUAAUAGUUGCAUAUGCAGCAGCGAACAAAAUACGGCCAGAGCUGGACUACAUUCCUCAAGAUCUCAUUCCGCUCCUGGAGUCCUGUUGGGCUGACGACCCAAAGAUCCGACCUGAGUUCAUGGAGAUCACAAGCCAUCUUUCCAACUACCACAAACAACUGUGUGCGGCUGAGUUGGAACCUCCAGCAGUCAAUGUGCCGGAAUCUGAACCUCAAGAGAGCAACGUGAAGGAAGAAGAGCCUCCCAGAGUCCACGCGAUUGACAAGUCCGAAAAGAAAAAGAAAGUUAAAAGGCGAAAGAAGUGCAGAUCAAGUUUCUUCUUCUUUUGCUGUCGACCUGUAGCGGUGCAGGAGUGAUCAGUUAUUUGCUAAAGUUUUGUAGGAUACACAGUAGAACCACAGGUACAGAGAUUAGGGUAGACACAGCCAGGGAUUCUGAGCUGAACUGUUGCUUGUAACUUGUGUUACAAGCAACUGUACAGAUACAUCGUGGUAGGAACCCCGUAGAAUAUUGUUAGAUGGAGAGUAGGAUACAAAGCUUUGAAAGAAACAAAAAGAAGUUUGUAGUUGUUUUAGCAGUUGGAUAUUUCUCCGAAGCUGGCUUGCUUCUCAAGCAAUAUCAGAUUUUGGUAAUGAAUUGUUAAUGUGAUCAGUCACAGUGACUCUUCUUUUCUGAUGGUUGAAUUGCUGGUUAUGAUGAAAUUAUUUCACUUUCUUGUCGGUGUCCAAA
Molecule: messenger RNA, 2317 nt
Organism: Malus domestica (apple)
Lineage: Eukaryota; Viridiplantae; Streptophyta; Magnoliopsida; Rosales; Rosaceae
Source: RefSeq, a predicted model, not a curated record